UACUGUCAACAGAUCUGAAUGGCCACACGCUUCUUUUUUCAUAUAUAUUUUAUUACGCAACAGUGGACUUCUUGUACUUUCCCACGCAAAAUGAUUCUUGAAAGCAGACUAUCGAAGCUUAAAUCAUACUUAAGUCCGACCUGCACAUACAUGUACAUGUAGACCAAAGAUCGUAGCGGUAUUCGAUCUUUGACAUGGACUCAUCAGCUUCAGAAGGCUCUUUUCAGAGUUACGAUUAUAGCCUUCAUUCAAGUCGGAAGUCUCAGGCGUGUGUGUAAUAAUUAUACCCGUUCCCGGCCGCAUCAGCACAGUGAAUGUGGAGUGAGCUCGCGAACGUAGCUUGCAGGACUUGCACGCACUUUCACUGGUACGAUACCUCGGCAGCAGCAAUCAUGACAGAGUGUAACCGUUUGAAAGCAGCCCUCGUACUGGUUCUUCUUUCUUUCCAUGGAAUGACAGUGUUGGGGCAGCAUUCCUGCCAGCUGAAGUGCUCAAAUGUGGGCACCUGCUUCUCAUAUGGGGGAGUUGUAGCUGACAGUGCACCGGUGGAGGAAUGCCUGUGUCCAGAGAACUUUGCUGGUUUACUGUGUGAAGAACCAGCGUCAUACAUUUACUUGGAGUCGACUGCUUACGCUGUGCCGGAAGUUGAAGGGGAAAUUGUCAUUUCCGUAGUUCGGGAUGGUGAUGUGUACCGACGUUCAACAGUCCAAUUACUGACUUACGCUUUAGACGCCAUGUCCUACGUCGACUUUGCGAGUCAUUUCGAGUUGAUCAUCUUUGAGCCCUUCUCCGAAGUCCAGAAUGUGACGCUCCAGAUCACUGACGAUUCGACCGCUGAGAGCUUCGAGACAUUUGGUGUCUCCCUCCAUAAUCCAACCAAUGGGAGCUUGCAGUAUCCCAGUGACAGUGCAGUGGUGUAUAUACUGGAUGAUGAUGCAAGAUCAUUCCAGGUUUUCCCUCUUCAGUCGACGAUCAGAGUGCCCGAGAACAUCAGAGUCGUGGAAGUUGACCUGCUGAGAUCGGGGAGGCCGAACAGGGUCAUCAACAUCACUGUGUCUCCUUUGAAUGAGAGUAGCUACUACCGUCUCGCACCGAAGGGCGACUUUGCUUUCCUGACGGGAAGAAUGCAGGUGUUUCAGUCUGAUCAGUACCACCUGUCCAUACUUGUUGAGAUUCACGAUGACCAGUUGCAACAGGGGACCAGGGAGUUUACCAUCAUGUACCGAUUGAAACAAGAUGGGCAGAAUAUCAACGGCUUUGUCAGCAUUAUCAUUGAUGAUGAUGAUGUCGCUCGAGAUUUAGACCAAAGUCCUGCCACUCCAAUACAGUCAACGUUACUGUUCUUUGGCCACCUACCAUACAUCACCAGUGAGGGAGACAGGCUACAGAUUCCAAUCUUCCGACUUGGUAACCUCAAUUUGACGAGUCAUAUAGAGAUCUAUACUUUCAACGGAACAGCAGAGGGAGAUGUCGAUUUCUCUCAGACCCAAGAGAUUAUUGAGAUGGAGCCAUUUGUGACAAAUGUGACGUCCAUCGUCCCCAUCAUUGAGGAUACAUUACUGGAGACAGAUGAAACCUUUUAUGUCACCAUGAGCAUAUUAGAAGGUGGCAUUCUUGGACGACCCAGCGAGCAGACAGUAACAGCCAUCAUUAGAGCUGACCCACAGGCCCAAGCAACGGUGCAACUUGUGGGGGCAUCUUUCACCGGCCAGGAGAGCCAAGGUGUGAUAAACAUCAGGGUAUCCAGGCAAGGGUCCCUGGAUGAUCAGGUCUCCGUAGUGGUGUUCACAGUUGGAGACACUGCCCAAUCUUCCGUAGACUUCAUCGCCAUGGAAACAGUCGUUAUCUUCCCACCCCAGGCCACAGAGCAGACCUUCGAGAUUGAGAUCAUCGAUGAUGACUUGGUUGAAGAGACGGAGUCCUUCCAGGUCCGCCUUGGUGCAGUCAGCCAAGGCAUGCUGGGUAAUCCAGAGCGAGCCGAGAUAAUGAUUGUAGACGAUGAUGGAGCAGUUUUUACCACAGUCUCAUCAACUAGUUACUUCAGCACAGUCAUUCCACCCCAGCAGGAUUUCAUCCCAUACAUUAUCAUUGCCGUUGCCAUCAUUGCUGCCCUGAUAUUUGUUGCUGUGAUUGUGGUCAUUUGCUUCUUACGCCGUGGAUCACGAGAGGGACCUUCACUGAAGGUGGAUGAAAUCCCUCUAGACAGUAAACUGUCGAACGUUCGCUCCAACUCCUACCUCAAUCGUGGCUCACCGGUCCCAGUCCAGCGAGGAGAGGCAGUCCCACAGAGAGACGUGAACCCACACACAAAAGAGUACCCCCGCGAGCAGUUGCGUUUCCACGAGGACAUCGGUAGCGGUAACUUUGCUACUGUCUUCAGAGCAGAAGCAAUGGGCAUACACCGGCCUGGGGUGGUGUCAACAGUGGCAGUGAAGGUCCUCAAAGAGACAGCAUCAGAAAGCGACAAGAGCGACUUCCUCAAGGAGCUUGCCCUCUUGAAGGCAUUAGACCCACAUCCCAAUGUCAUGACCCUGCUGGCAUGCUGCACGACGAUUGAACCCCUCUACAUUAUCCUGGACUUCAUGCCGCACGGCAACCUGCAGGGUUACCUCCAGCGGAUCCGGACGGGCAAAGAGAAGGACCACCCAGGCUACCUGGACGCCACCCAGCGAGUCCUCCAGCCGGAGGAGGUGCUGAAGUUUGCCUGUGAGAUAUGCAGGGGGAUGGAAUAUCUGGCAUCCAAGGAGUGUAUCCAUCGAGAUCUUGCCUGCCGUAACAUCUUGCUCUCUGAAGACUACGUCUGCAAGGUGUCCGAUUUUGGCCUGGCCCGCGAGGUUGCUGGUGAUCAUCAGUACGAGAUGAAAUCAAAGGGCAGGGUACCAGUGAGGUGGCUUGCCCCAGAGAGCCUACUCCAUAACCUGUACACAUCACAGAGCGAUGUCUGGUCAUUUGGUGUUCUUAUGUGGGAGUUGGUUACACUUGGAUCCCACCCCUACCCUGGAAUGUCAUCUCAGCAAGUCAUAGCCAAAGUUCGGCAGGGCUAUCGGCUCCCAAAACCAGAGCACUGCAGCCAAGACAUCUACGAGAUGAUGGCCAGUUGCUGGACGGAAGAUCCUGAGAAGAGGCCGACCUUUCAGAGGUUGCGUUUUAACUUUGAGACCAUGCUGAGCGAUGCCCAGGGUUAUCUACGGAUGGAUGGCUUCCGUGAGGAUGAGUAUGUCUACAUCUCGCCUGGGCAGGUGUCAGAUGAGGAGACGGUGCUUUGACUGACAUGAAAAGCCAGCAAAACAUGGGACAGACUUUGGUUCAUCUCUCAAGUGGAAGGCUGCAAUUUUUUUCAGGAUAUUCCCUGGACUUCAGGCAAAUGUCAGGAUAUUUCAUUCAGAAGUUGUGGAUAUUGACAAGUUUGACGAUUCAGAUUUUAUUUGUAGCACUUUGUGGAUAAAACACCAAAUGGUAAUUUCUCAGCUAUUUAAGAAGACAGCUUGUGCAAAUAAAUAGCCCAGAAAGGUCACACUACAAUGCUGGCAUUGUUGCAACUGUUUCUUAGAUUUGUCGUGCAUUUCCCACUAUCUGCCAAUCGCACCCCGACAAGUGCCAGUUUUAGAAUGCAGGAGCUUGGAUUUUGUAAUUCAGCUUGUAGUGCCCCGACUACAAGUCUGUAAAAUUUGGAAAUUUCAGCCUGCGUAUUCAUAAGUGCCUUUUUAUAAAUAGACUGCUAUGUUUUUAUGUUGUACAGGUCAUAAGCUGUUUCCCAAAAUUCAUCUGAAAAGCUUCUUUUGUAGAGAAGAAACUCAAGUGGCAUUGCAUUUGUUAUUUUUGCUGUUAAUUAAGAGAACACCUUUUUCGUUUUAGCUCAUUUGACUUUUUACGUAUUCCUUGCAUUUCAAGGACACUUUCUUUUUGUAAUUCGGUACAUUUAAAAUUAAAGAAAUGUUUCAACAGAUACAAUAUUUUGGUACAGUGCGUAUUGAGCAAAGAUACUUUUACAUGUGUUUCAGACAAGCUGUAUCAAAUAACUGUGUUUGUACCUAAACAGUAUUGCUUUUUGUAACUGCGGCAAAGUUCAAUAUGGGAGUCUGAAAUGAAUCAUGCAGUGCAACUAGUCUGUUUAGAAUCCCUUUUUCUAUCUCGUUUGUUGCCACUCUGCCAUUUUAUUGUUCCCUUGUUGUCCUUUUGCAUUUAUUCAGUUGGAAAACAGAUGAGCCAGCAGAGUACAUCGAGAAUGUCAUGUGGAACCAAUUUUCCAAAUUGGCUAUAUUUUUGUUAGUUCUUUCUGUGUGUGUACUUUUGAGUAAUGGGACGCGAGUGGUGAGGUUUUUGUUUUGUAUUUUUUCGUACAUCAUGUGUGUGCAAGUACUUGAAAAUGUAAUGUAUUUGACUUGUAAAACCAGUUCUAUUUUUAUAGCACGAUUUACAAUUUUAUAUUAUGUCUUUCAGAAUAUAUUUGCAUAUCAAAAGUGUGUUUAAUAAUUGCUCAGUUUAUCAUUUCUUUCAGAUAUAACUUUGGGCAUUUAAAUAAUACCGUCUUUCCUGUCUUUCAGAUUAUAAAUUUUGGUGUCUUAGAAGCUCAUUUUGUAUAUUACAUUUUUUCUAGUAUUCAUAUUAUACAAUAUUCUUAUAAGUGUUGGUUUUUUGUGGACUAAGGGGUUAUUUUUCAAAUUUGAUAGUUUUUUAACAUUUUCAAGUCUUUGUGGAGAUAAUAACUUUGAUGCUGCAUUUUUAGGAUCUCAAGUUUUGACAGUUGCAUAUCUUCCAGUUGUUAAGAAUUAGAACAGGAAACAUUCCGUCAUGUUUGGCAAACUGAUUUAUUGAUCAUUUAUACACAAAUCAAUUUACAGGUAAAUGAGGUAUAAAAGGCCCCAUACCCCUAUUAACUUCCUUAUUAGUGUUAAAUUGUUCCUAGGGUUGUUGACAGGUGGUCGGGCAUACAUGUUGACAGGUGGUCGGGCAUACAUGUGACAGGUGGUCGGGCAUACAUGUGAUUGGUGGAUAAGGGCUGUCAGUUUGUCAUGCUGUACUAUCAGUCAAUUCUUGAUAAAAAUCACGAACUUUACGUUCUGCUUUUCAAAACAGUCUUCCGCAGAUUUGCUGAUUGACGAUUUACUAAUUGUGGCAAACCCCAGAAACAAUGGAUAGUACAGCGUGAUCAAAUGACUGUGCACAUCCACCAAUGACUCUGCCCAAGGGAAGCAUUUAUUGCUGGUAAAAAUGGCAAAUAAAAAUACAGGUUGUUCAAAGAGUUCUUUCUUUGUGAUUUGUAUGUUAAAAAGAAAAACGCGAGGAAGCAUUUUUCCUUCUCGGGCAUUUCUAAGGUGUUCCGAUACCUCCUGAUUUAAACCAAGCACUGCCUCUGUAACCAAGAACUUCACAAAGCCAGUCUGCUCCAGUCCCAUCGCCUUAUCAGACAGGUGUUUCCAUCCAAUUUUCCUUGCCGUGAAAUGACCCUGAAUGUAUUCCAGCUCCUCUGGAUCGGGUGCCGGUACCCAUUACAAUUACUCCUUUGGUAGAGGGAGGCAAGGGGGCUGAAGUGGCUAGGAGCAGCUGCUGUUGACCUUCUGGGCCUAAUUUAAUGGUGCUGCUAAAUACACAAUUUGAGGCCUGCAGGGGCUUCACGUACAUUAUGUCAUGGAAUUUAGUAAGUACCAAAGAUCGUAUAGUGCCGUGUAGCAGC
Messenger RNA from Acanthaster planci (crown-of-thorns starfish), 5674 nucleotides. RefSeq lists its product as uncharacterized. Gene Ontology annotation, cellular component: signaling receptor complex; plasma membrane. Gene Ontology annotation, biological process: cell surface receptor protein tyrosine kinase signaling pathway; positive regulation of kinase activity; multicellular organism development. Gene Ontology annotation, molecular function: transmembrane receptor protein tyrosine kinase activity; ATP binding. The record is from RefSeq and is a predicted model, not a curated record. NCBI's taxonomy places the organism in Eukaryota, Metazoa, Echinodermata, Asteroidea, Valvatida, Acanthasteridae.